Carlito syrichta (Philippine tarsier) is the source of this 1140-nucleotide messenger RNA. Lineage: Eukaryota; Metazoa; Chordata; Mammalia; Primates; Tarsiidae. The record is from the annotation of a RefSeq genome assembly.
AUGGCAAACCUACGAAAAACACACCCCCUUAUAAAAAUUAUUAACCAAUCAUUCAUUGAUCUCCCCGCGCCCUCUAAUAUCUCUGCAUGAUGAAACUUCGGCUCUCUCCUAGGAGUAUGCCUGGGGCUUCAAAUCAUUACAGGACUAUUUCUAGCUAUACACUAUACAUCAGACACAACAACCGCAUUCUCCUCCGUAACACACAUCUGCCGAGACGUAAAUUACGGAUGAAUUAUCCGGUACUUACACGCAAAUGGAGCAUCCAUGUUUUUCCUCUGCUUAUUUAUGCAUGUAGGUCGAGGCCUAUACUAUGGCUCUUUCACUUUCCUAGAGACAUGAAAUAUUGGAAUCCUCUUAUUAUUUGCAGUCAUAGCAACAGCAUUUAUAGGUUAUGUCCUCCCAUGAGGACAGAUAUCAUUUUGAGGUGCCACCGUCAUCACCAACCUCUUAUCCGCCAUCCCUUAUAUUGGUACCAAUCUAGUUGAAUGAAUCUGAGGAGGCUUCUCAGUCGAUAAAGCCACCCUCACACGAUUUUUCGCCUUUCAUUUUAUUCUCCCAUUCGUAGUGACGGCCCUUGUAAUUGUUCAUCUCCUAUUUCUUCAUGAAACCGGGUCUAACAAUCCCUCAGGAAUAUCAUCCGAUACCGACAAAAUCCCAUUCCACCCAUACUUUACAAUCAAAGAUAUUCUAGGCUUAAUAAUCCUAAUAUUACUUCUUAUGAUCCUAGUCCUAUUUAUACCAGAUCUUUUAGGAGACCCAGACAAUUAUACCCCAGCUAAUCCUCUAAACACUCCACCCCAUAUUAAACCAGAAUGAUAUUUCUUAUUCGCAUACGCUAUCUUACGAUCUAUCCCUAACAAACUAGGAGGUGUUUUAGCCCUAGUAUUAUCAAUCCUAAUUCUGGCCAUCAUCCCUAUAUUACACAUAUCUAAACAACGAAGUAUAAUCUUUCGCCCCCUCAGCCAAUGCCUAUUCUGAAUUCUAGCAGCCGACUUACUAACACUAACCUGAAUUGGCGGCCAACCCGUUGAAUACCCAUACAUCACUAUCGGACAAGCAGCCUCCGUCCUCUAUUUCUUAACUAUCCUAAUCCUUAUGCCCAUAACUAACCUAAUUGAAAGCAAACUACUCAAAUGAUAG